AUGCGGUGGAUGCGAGCCCCGCCCGGCACCGGCGGCGACAGCGACGCCGAGAUAGGCAUCCGCCGCUGCGGCUCCGAGGCGGAGAUGCGGCCUGGCCGGCGGCAGCCUCCGCCGCUCCCGCUGGCGUCGCCGCGGAGCGAGAAGGUGAAGAAGCUCCGCCGUCCGGCCAAGUCAACGCCGCGCUACUCGUGCGCCCUCGGCGCGCGCGAGCUGAUGGCGGUGCUCGCUGUCGUCGGGCCGGUCGGCACGCUGCUCUCGCUCUGGGUGCUUCCGGUGGCGCCGCGGCACGACGACGGCGGCGGCGGCCUGUGGCACUCGUCGGAGAGCCAUCCGGCCGGCAGCCGCGUCAUCCACCUCUCCCUCCUCGGCGGCCACCGCAAGGCUCGCUUUGUCCUGCGCGCGUCGGACGACUGGAACAUGUUUACGUUUGGCAUCCAGGAGCGGCUGCAGAUCGGGUCGAUCCAAAAGAUCGAGACACUGGCGGGCGAGAGCAUCGUGUCGGUGGAGGACCUCGUCAACGACGACGCCCUCCUCAUCUACUCGGACGAGAAGCCACGCCCGCGCCCGUCCCGGCCGCGCGGAGACAGAUUCAACCCCAGAGACGGCAGAGCCUCGCCGUGGGAAAAGCUCAGCAGCAGAGCGCAGCGCGUGUUCCACGACGAGCACAGCGCGGGCAGCGGUGGGCAGCACGGCUCGCUGCCCGCGCACAGCGCGGCAGGGCGGGUCCCGCGGGGCAUGCCCUGCGGCGAGCGACACCCCGACUUUCGGCUCGCGCUGCUGCUGCCGUGGGCGAGAGCAUGCGCCGUCUUCAGCAAGUACCUCAACGGCUACAGCCACUGGGGGUACUGCGACCUCGACAUGGUGGUCGGCAACUUGCCGCUCUUCGUGUCGAGAGCGGAGCUCGAGCAGCACGACAUCGUCACCUACUCGUUUGGCGACCAGGAGGCGCUGUACUUGCGCGGCCAGUGGACGGUACACCGGAACGAGCCGCGAGUGAGCUCCGUGUGGCAGCGGUGCGACCACAUCGCGGGCCAGCUGCAGAAGGAGCUGCUCCUCAAGGUGGCGUGGGCCGUCUCGCGGGGCGACUUGCGCAUCGCUAUGGUGCACAAGCAGGCGGUCGGCCUGACCGCGUCCGGCGAGCCGGAGGCCGCCAUCUACGCGGUGGACGGCGCGGCGCGUCACUCCUCCGCGGGCGGCUGCCAGCUCUCUUUGCCGGGGCCGCAUUUGCCGGUCGGCGAGCGGAGACCUCUCCGGAUGGACGCCGAAGGGUGUGGCCGGUGGAUGCCGGUCGAGUUUCGCAUGUGUGCGCCGGAGCUGCUCGAAGACGGCGACGAGGCCGCCCGCGCCACCACGACCACCUUUGACGUCGCCGAUGGCAGGUUCUACGGGCAGCGCGUCGCGCCGGCGGCCGGCACGACGCUGCCCAACGGCUGCGCGCAGCUGGCCUUCUUCCACUUUCAGGAGUGGAAGAAGAAUUGGGAGGGCAGCGGCGCCACCACCAUCGGCAUAGAGCCGCUCAUGGCGCCCGCCAGAGCCGGGGCCGCGCCGCGCUUCUCGGCGCGCCCGCGCAACUUUACGGUCACCUCAGAGGGGAUUGCGCUGCUGGCCGCCGGAAGAAUACACCACGGCGGCCGAGCGAGAACAGGCGGGUGA
Molecule: messenger RNA, 1653 nt
Organism: Emiliania huxleyi CCMP1516
Lineage: Eukaryota; Haptophyta; Isochrysidales; Noelaerhabdaceae
Exons: 7
Coding region: 1-1653 (550 amino acids)
Source: RefSeq, a predicted model, not a curated record